Molecule: messenger RNA, 1999 nt
Organism: Chiloscyllium plagiosum (whitespotted bambooshark)
Lineage: Eukaryota; Metazoa; Chordata; Chondrichthyes; Orectolobiformes; Hemiscylliidae
Product: muscarinic acetylcholine receptor M2-like
Biological process (GO): chemical synaptic transmission; G protein-coupled receptor signaling pathway, coupled to cyclic nucleotide second messenger; regulation of smooth muscle contraction
Cellular component (GO): plasma membrane; dendrite; synapse
Molecular function (GO): G protein-coupled serotonin receptor activity; G protein-coupled acetylcholine receptor activity
Source: RefSeq, a predicted model, not a curated record
CAACACAGUUUUCAGCUCUGAUCUCCAGCAUCUGCAGUCCUCACUUUCUCCUGUCACUGCAUAAGCAGUGAAGCAGUGCUGAACUGGCAGAAGCAUCCCCAGUUCUUUCAAUGUCUAUGAAGGAAUAAUGCACUGUCAGAGGAUCAGAGACUGUGAUUUGCAGCGCGUACAAUAGGGGUUUGCCACUCUAUUUCAUUCGCAGUACCGCUGCAAUGCUCCCAGAGAUCCUAUACUAAAGGAGCGCUUUCAGAGGAUCAAUACUGAGCGCUGCACUGUCAGCUGGAAGUAUUACAGCUGUGCUGCUCAGUCAGACGAUCAGAACUGAGGAUGGGCCACAAUGUCAGAAGUGUUACCUGUCCAUCAGGGUGAACUCAUGAAAAAACCGACAGAAACGAAUGAAUCUCUCAGUUACCAGACAACGUCAUUUGACCCUGAAAGACGGAGUUCUUACGCAAUGGGCGAAGUAAUUUGCAUUGCCACUGUGACAGGAUCUCUAAGUGUGGUAACCAUCGUUGAGAACGUUCUCGUCAUUAUUUCCAUCAAAAUAAACAGGCAUUUGCAAACUAUUAACAACUACUUCAUUUUCAGCUUAGCCUGCGCUGAUAUUACUGUUGGUGUAACCAUGAAUCUAUUCACCAUUUACAGUCUCAUUGGCGACUGGCCUCUGGGGCCAGUGGUGUGUGAUUUAUGGCUUACUAUCGAUUACGUUGUCACCAAUGCCUCUUCCAUGAAUCUCCUUAUCAUUAGCUUUGACCGCUACUUCUGUGUGACCAAACCCCUUAGCUACCCCGUAAGGAGGACGCCAAAGGUUGCAGGGAUGAUGAUCGCAGCUGCUUGGGUGCUGUCAUUUCUCUUGUGGGCUCCUGCCAUUCUCUUCUGGCAGUUUAUCGUAGGGCAGAGAACAGUAAGUGAAGGAGAAUGUUAUAUACAGUUCUUCUCCAAUCCUGCUGUCACUUUCGGCACUUCAAUAGCUGCCUUCUAUCUCCCAGUCACUAUCAUGGUGACUUUGUACAUUUCAAUAUCACGUGCUAGCAAAAGUCGAAUGAAGAUGGAUAAAAAGAAUUGGUCUCAAUCGAAUAAGGAACCAGUUUCUCCCAGUCUGGAGGUGGGUAAGAGACAGAUAUCGAGUCAGAGGAACAUAUCAAAUGCUUCUGAUGGGCUGCCAUAAGUGAAAACGCAAAAUGGUAUAAUAAGUCAUGGAAUCAUAAUUGAUCAUUUUGGUGAAAGAGUGGAAGCGGUCUGGAGUGAGUCAACUUCUUCCAGCACAAUUUCAUUAAACAGAAACGUGGAAGCGUCUGUCCAUGAGAAUGGAAAUGCCUGCCCUCCGAUGGAUAACUGCAAACUCUCUUAUUUAAAGAUGGCUAAUACGUCACAAAACAGUAACGACAAUGGAACCACACCAGGAAUUAAUUGCAGACAUUAGUAGCAAUAACGAGAAAGACAGAGAGAUUACGGAAAGACAAAAAAUCGAUAAAACAAUUUAUAAGACUGUUCAGAAGAGGAAUGUAACUGUAACCAAAGGAAGAAAGUGACAAGGACCAUUCUGGCUAUUCUCCUGGCAUUCAUUGUCACUUGGAGUCCAUUCUAUGUUAUGGUGCUCAUUCGCACGUUCUGUUCCUUUUGUUUUCCAGGGAAAAUUUGGGAUAUCGGAUAUUGAAUAUUUUACAUCAACAGCACUGUCAAUCCAGCCUGCUUUGCACUCUGUAAUGCUACUUUCAAGAAAACUUUCAAACACCUUCUCUUGUGCCAGUACAAGGACGUUGGUGCUAAAAACUAAAAAAAAGAACCACAAGAAAAAUAUUCUGAGUACUCCAUGUAAAGUAAUGAUGGUGAUUUUCAAAUAUACAUAUUUAAAUCUAUGGGGAUGCGAUGUGCUUUCUGCGUCAGAGAAGACUGAGUAGACCUUUUGAAUUAUCAUUUUAGAAGCAACCUUUAAUUUUAUUCAAUUAAUUAGUAAUACCUGUUAUAACUGUUUUUACGAUUUGUGACUAAACUAAGA